Cotesia congregata is the source of this 3282-nucleotide messenger RNA. NCBI's taxonomy places the organism in Eukaryota, Metazoa, Arthropoda, Insecta, Hymenoptera, Braconidae. The record is from the annotation of a GenBank genome assembly.
AUGGAUCCAGCUAAAUUGAAAGUUGUUGAAUUACGUAGCGAAUUGCAAAAACGUAAUUUAGAUAGUAAAGGAGUUAAAGCGGUGCUUGUUGAGCGGCUUCGCAAGGCGUUGGAAGACGAAUCUGAUGCUGUCGAACAAGAGACGAGUGACUCAUGUAGAAAAAAUUCAUCGGAACCUAGUGUUGAUGAUAUUGAGAAACGUGAGAAAAGUCCGGAAGUUACAAAAGUACCUCCAAGUCCCGUAAAAACACCUGCUAAAUCAUCCAAAAGAAGCUCUAUGGGUGGUAGUAGUCCUACCAAAGUAACUAGCACACGUAGUUCACCUAAGGCUUCCACGGCAAGUCCUGAUAAAGUUACACAGGAAUCACCAGUUAAAUCACCAACUGUAGAAAAAGCUUCACCAAUUAUUGAAACACCAGUAUCUGUACCAGUGCCCGUAGCCACACCAGCUGCUGUUGUUACUAACGAUCACAUUGAUGACGAAAAUGAUAAAUCUUUAACUAAAAUUGAUAAUACGCCUGUUGAAUUGACUACUGAAUCCUCGGAAGCAGAAUUAUGUACACCUCAAGUUGCUGAAGAAGCGCCAGAAAUUCUACCAUCUAUUCAAGAUGAGCCUGAAGCAGUUUCCAAAACAGCGACCGGUACUGCCGAAGCUAGCAAGAUGGAGGUGUCUCCAGAUGAGUGUGAGGAAUUGCCAGAUAAAUUAGUAGCUGUUGAAAAUAAAAUUGAACAGGAAGACGAGCAUGUAGAGGAAAAAGAUUGUCCAAAAGAAAGUGAGGAAAUUUCUGAGAGUAAUGAAGAUGUUGGCGAUAAUGAUGCAACAAAUUUAAAUGAAAAUAAUAAAAGUGAAUUAGAUGAUACAAUGGAAGUCAAUGACGAGGAUAGUUAUGAAAAAUCGAGCAUAAUGAACGAAACAGCUGGUGACGAUGUCAGUUCAGCGGAUAAUCAAGCCACUGAAGUCAUGAAGGUUGAGCCUGAACAGGAAGAAGAGACAAUCAGUCAAUCAAAGCAAGGAGAGGUUGAAGGUGAGAAAGCAAAUGAAGAUUCUGGAGAGAAGAAAAAAGAACACGACGAGCAUGAACCGAAAGAUAAUCAAGACAGACGUGAUCGUAAAGACAGAAAAAGAAAACGUUCAAACAGUUCACAGGAUGAGCGCCAUAAAAGUCCUAGCAGGAUGGAUGAUGAACCGGAGAUUGAUUAUUCACGCGUUUUAUUGUCCUGGUACGACUCUGAUUUAAAUUUGAUAAUCGACAAAUCAAAAUUUUUAUCAGCAACGCCAAUGCACAACGAUGGAUUUGGAUAUGUUUGGGCCGGUGCAAGAGCGUCGUUUGGUUUCACAAAUGGUAAAGUUUACUACGAGGUUAAAAUUACACAUCAAUGUAAUGUUACAUUGGAUAAUGAAGAGAAUCCUCAUAUUUUACGUGCCGGUUGGUCUGUGCCAUUAACUAGCAUGCAAUUGGGAGAAGAAAAAUUGAGUUAUGGCUACGGUGAAACGGGUAAAAAAUGUACCGAUAGUAAUUUUACAGAGUAUGGACCUGCCUUUGGUCUAAAUGACAUUGUUGGAUGUUAUUUAGAUAUGUCUAAUGAUGACGAUGUUGUUAUAUCUUAUUCAUUAAACAAUGAAAGUUUAGGUGAAGCAUUUAGAUUUCCAAAAUCCGAGCUAGAUGGCAAAGCAUUAUUCCCACAUAUAUUGACUAAGAAUUAUGCAUUCGUUUGUAAUUUUGGCGACGAAGAACCAUGGAGUACAAAUGUUUUAGAAGGUUACACACCUGUUGGAAAAGUUGAUGCCAAUGAACGGAUACCUGGAAUUCGUAGACCUGAUAAUAGACAAGAUUGUGAAAUACUUAUGAUGGUUGGUCUCCCCUCUGCUGGAAAAACUGUUUGGGCAAACAAAUUCUCAAAUCAGAAUUUGGAAAAAAAAUAUAACAUUUUAGGUGUUAGCAAUAUCCUUGAUAGAAUGAAGGUCAUGGGUUUACCGAGAAGAGAUAACCACAAAGGAAAUUGGGAUCAACUGGUGGGAAAGUGUACACGCUGUCUUAAUAAAUUAAUUGAAGUUGCAGCGACAAGAAGACGCAAUUACAUACUUGAUCAGACAAAUGUAUACCCAUCAGCACAAAGACGUAAAAUGAGACAAUUCAGUGGAUUCCAACGUAAAGCUAUCAUAAUAGUACCAACAGACGAAGAGUUUAAAUCACGCGCUGCGCAACGAGAACAGGUUGAUGGCAAAGAUCUUCCUGAUUCUGAAUUUAUGGAAAUGAAAGCCAAUUUCGCCGCACCGACUGUAGGAGAAUCAUUUGACACGAUUGAAUGGAUUGAACUUGACGAAGAAGAGGCUAAAAAAUUGAUAGCAAAAUAUAAUAAAGAAGGCAAAGACGCCGGAUUUGGUCAACAGCAAUCAAGUAGUAGCAAAAGACCGCGAUUGGAAAAGAGCGAUACUCAUCGAGACAAUCGUGACAUGCGGUCUAGUCGUGACAGUAGAGACACUCGAGAUCAUCGUGAUCGACGCAAUAUUUACUCUGAUAGAAGUCGUAACUCAUCGUGGCGUGGUAGCAUGGGUGCUAGCGGUGGUGGUGGUGGUGGUGGUUGGAGAGACCGCGGACCUCGUAGCGGCCCGCCAAUGAGACACAGCAGUAGUUACGGUAGUUCAUCAAGAGGCUGGGGUGGUCGCGGCGGACCAAGUUCUUCACAAUCACAUCGUGGCAGUGACAGACGUGGAAGUUCAUCCACUGAUAGACGAUCGGGAAUUGUUGAUCGCAGUCGAUCGGGAUCUUUACGACAAAGUGGCGGUUGGGGUCCCAUGAACAGUAACAGCUAUCAUAAUUCAUCACACUCAUCAAGUGCAUGGAGUGGAAGUGGACACAGUGGUGGUGGCUGGAGUUCUCAAUCUCAAGCUCAAGCGUCAAAUAGUUGGGGAAGUAGUGGUAGUGGUAGUGGUAGUUGGUCUGGGCAACAACAAAGUAGCUGGAGUAACUGGAAAGGUUACGGUGGUCAAUCAAAUCAGAGUAGUUAUCAAUCGGGUUACGGGAACGGUAAUUGGGGUAGUUGGAACCAGCCACAGUAUUACAAUCAUCAGUAUUGGGGUCCGCACCAAUCACAGAGUCAGUCUCUCAGUUCCUCUGGUCAAUCUGGAAGUACGACUGGAGGUAGUUCAACCUCAGCAUCAGCAGCUAGUACAGGAUCUACUUAUAACAGCAAUAGCAGUAGUUACCCACAAGGAUGGCAAUAUUCGGCAUCUUAUUACUCAACUGAUAGUUCGACACCUAAUGCUCAGCAACAAAAAUGA